AUGGAAAGUCCUCCGCGGCCUGUUAUUCCGUGGAAUCUUACGUAUGAUGCAACUAAAGAUGGAUAUGCCUGCCCUCAGCCAAGCAGUUGGCCAACAUAUGAAGAUUGCCUAUUCUUAAAUGUUUACACCACAAAGCUUCCAAGACAUGGCAGAAAUCCAAAGCGUCCUGUACUCGUUUAUUUUCACGCAGGCGGAUUUUAUAGUGUGGACGGAACAAGCAAAUUCGCAGGUCCUGAAUAUCUUUUAGAUCAAGAGCUAGUACUUGUUACGCUAAACUACAGGCUUGCAUCCUUAGGAUUUUUGAGUACCGGCGAUUCAUUGGCUCCAGGUAACAAUGGAUUAAAAGAUCAAGUCGCAGCCAUGAGAUGGAUUCAAGUAAACAUAGAAUCUUUCGGAGGUGAUCCCAACUCUGUGACAAUAAGCGGUUAUAGCGCAGGUGGAAUGAGUGUAACUUUACAUAUGGUUUCCCCUAUGUCAAAAGGGCUAUUCCAUAAAGCUAUAGCGAUGAGUGGGUCGGCACUGGCACAAUGGGCAAUACCGGACCAUCAAUUCCAUUUAGCCCAGAGACAAGCUCGGCUAGUAGGGUGUCCUGACGACACUUCCUUAAAAAUUAUUAAUUGCCUAAAGACAAAGACAGCAAAAGAGUUAGGAGAUUCUCUACCGGGAUUUUCAGAGUAUAGGUCAGACCCCAUCAUUAAAUGGAAACCUGUAAUCGAAAAAGAUUUCGGCCAAGAACGAUUUCUAGUAGAAGAUCCCGUUACUGCUGUGCAAAAUGGAAGAUUUAGACAUGUGCCAAUGAUAUUCAGUGUAACAAGAGAAGAGUUUUCAUACCUGGCGUAUACUAUAGUGGGCAAUGAUACACUUCUGGAAGAAAUGGAUAGGGAAUUUGAACGUGUAGCUCCAAUUGCAUUCUUAUACGAAAGGGAUACUGAACGUUCAAAAACCAUCAGCGAAAAUUUAAGAGAGUUCUAUUUAGGGCGAGGAAGUUUGAGUACAGCGUCGAGAAAUGGAAUCGGAAAAUUGUAUGCAGAUGGAGUAAUUGGAUUUGGUAGUCAAAGAGGUGCAAUGUUGUUCUCAGAUAAAAAUAAUCAGUCCGUUUACUAUUACCUGCUUGAUUAUCAUGGGCGCUAUAGCCAUUUUUAUAUUCCUGGUUCUAACGACGUUACAAUAGGACCCGUACACCAUGAUGAUUUAAUUUAUUUGUUUUAUGUUUCGCCUUUGUUUCCUAAAUUCAAUGAAAGCUAUCCGGAGUACCAAACUACAAAGACAUUAACGAAACUAUUUGCGAAAUUUGCAGCUACUGGGAAACCCACCAAUGAAAUGGAUAAUGUGCACUGGGACCCGUUUACAUCAAUGAAUAAGCAGUACCUCAGGAUUGGCGAUACUCUGGAGAUGAAACGUAAUUUGUUCGAGGAACGUUACAAGAGAUGGAAAUCUUUGUUUCCUUUAAAAUAGAACGAGAAUGGCAUUUUAAAUGUGUUAAGAAUGUACCAGAAAAUUAUUAUUCAAGCUGAACGUUUUUAAUAUAUUCCGCAAAGCUUUUAUUGUAAUGACACGUGUAAUUAUUUUUGGAACACCUGAGACGACAUUAAAACAUGCGUGUAAUUUU
Molecule: messenger RNA, 1609 nt
Organism: Photinus pyralis (common eastern firefly)
Lineage: Eukaryota; Metazoa; Arthropoda; Insecta; Coleoptera; Lampyridae
Product: esterase FE4-like
Exons: 10
Coding region: 1-1455 (484 amino acids)
Source: RefSeq, a predicted model, not a curated record